CAAAUGUCGAAUUGCUGUGUCAUUUUACAUUUUAGAUUUUGUGCCGCAGUUUAUAUUUGUAGUUAUUAGAAUGGCUUCUGAACGUUACAGUUUCUCUCUAACAACAUUCAGUCCCUCGGGGAAAUUGGUUCAGUUGGAAUAUGCAUUGGCGGCUGUAUCUGCGGGUGCGCCUUCUGUAGGAAUAAUGGCUUCUAAUGGUGUUGUUAUUGCAACUGAAAACAAACACAAAUCUAGUUUGUACGAAGAACACAGCGUAAAUCGCGUUGAAAUGGUCACAGGCCAUAUCGGAAUGAUAUACUCUGGCAUGGGCCCCGACUAUCGCCUGCUGGUUAAGCAAGCCAGAAAACUUGCUCAAAAUUAUUAUUUAACAUACAAGGAGCCAAUACCUGUAGCACAAUUAGUGCAGCGGGUUGCAGCGCUGAUGCAAGAAUACACACAAACAGGAGGCGUACGACCAUUUGGCGUCUCGCUAUUGAUUUGUGGAUGGGACUCGGAUCGUCCUUAUUUAUUCCAGUGUGAUCCAUCCGGGGCUUACUUUGCUUGGAAAGCAACUGCAAUGGGCAAAAAUGCUGUUAACGGAAAAACAUUUUUAGAAAAACGCUACAGCGAAGAUCUGGAAUUGGAUGAUGCGGUACAUACAGCUAUACUUACACUUAAGGAAGGAUUCGAGGGAAAAAUGACAGCAGAUAACAUUGAAGUUGGUAUUUGCGAUCGCAAUGGUUUUAAGCGUUUAGAUCCCGCUACCGUUAAGGAUUACUUAGUGAAUAUACCAUAAACAGUUAAAUGCUUAUUGUGACACUUGCAUUAUUGCGUCAUGAUUGUUUUCUACUUUAAUAAAUGAAAAUAAACCAUUGUAAA
Molecule: messenger RNA, 858 nt
Organism: Stomoxys calcitrans (stable fly)
Lineage: Eukaryota; Metazoa; Arthropoda; Insecta; Diptera; Muscidae
Gene: Prosalpha2
Product: proteasome subunit alpha type-2
Exons: 5
Coding region: 71-775 (234 amino acids)
Biological process (GO): ubiquitin-dependent protein catabolic process
Cellular component (GO): proteasome core complex, alpha-subunit complex; proteasome core complex
Source: RefSeq, a predicted model, not a curated record